This is a messenger RNA of Salvia miltiorrhiza (redroot sage), 1798 nucleotides long. RefSeq names its product DNA excision repair protein ERCC-1-like. The record is from RefSeq and is a predicted model, not a curated record. The transcript is spliced from 10 exons. The coding region runs from base 283 to 1446 and encodes 387 amino acids. Gene Ontology annotation, molecular function: single-stranded DNA binding; damaged DNA binding. Gene Ontology annotation, biological process: UV-damage excision repair; meiotic mismatch repair; mitotic recombination. NCBI's taxonomy places the organism in Eukaryota, Viridiplantae, Streptophyta, Magnoliopsida, Lamiales, Lamiaceae. Gene Ontology annotation, cellular component: nucleus; nucleotide-excision repair factor 1 complex; ERCC4-ERCC1 complex.
UAUGUGAAACUCUGUAGAAAUGACUUUUUUAAUACUUCAUAAAUUAAGACGAUGUCGUUUUGAAGAGUUUUACAGCUAAUAUUUAAUAUUGUUUCUCCCAAUUCUCUCCUUGGCCGCGUUUCUCCGCCGCCGUCUGGAGCAUCGGUAAGCAAGCCGCCGCCGUCGCCGCAGUGCGCAUCAUUCGUUCCGGCUAAAUUGUUCGGCUAUCACUUUUGCUCUUCCAUUCGAGGAAGUUGAAAGGAGGGAUUUUGGAAAGGUGAAUUAGGAGAGUGAGUUGUGAAGAUGGAAAACAGAGGUGAUCCUGAGCAGCAGAAACAGAAUAAUGCAUCAUUUGUUGUGAAAAUACCUUCAUAUGAAGAGGUGGUUGAGAGCUCCCAACCUAAGUCGCAAUCUUUAUUCAAGCCUUCCUCCUCCUUUUCGCAAGCUUUCAAUUUUAUCAAAAACACUGAAUUUUACACCACCCCACCAUCUGUACCGGUGGCUCAGUCCUCCAAAGAUGCCCCUUCAUCCUCUCAAGGAUCUUAUCCAAGGCAAACCAUUCAAUCUGAAACUCCUUCCACUUCAGUUUCAUCAGCUGGUGCAAAUCGGAAUGCCAUCAUCGUUAGCCAUAGACAGAAGGGCAACCCUUUGCUAAAGCAUAUAAGGAAUGUUCGAUGGGUUUUCGCUGAUGUUGUUUGCGAUUACUUGUUGGGCCAAAAUGCUUGUGCGCUUUAUUUGAGUCUUCGCUAUCAUCUUCUACAUCCAGAUUAUCUGUAUUUUCGGAUAAGGGAACUGCAAAAGAAUUUCAAGCUUCGCGUCGUAUUAUGCCAUGUUGAUGUGGAAGAUGUUGUUAAGCCUCUACUUGAAGUCACAAAAACGGCACUACUCCAUGACUGCACUCUUUUAUGUUUAUUUAGCUUGGAAGAGUGUGGUCGGUACCUGGAGACCAUUAAAGUUUAUGAAAAUAAACCUGCCGAUCUUAUUCAGGGACAGAUGGAUAUGGACUACAUUUCACGGUUAAACCAUGCACUCACAUCAAUCCGGCAUGUUAACAAGACAGAUGUUGUUACUCUUGGGUCUACAUUCGGGUCUCUUUCCAGUAUCAUGGACGCAUCAAUGGAAGAUCUUGCCCGUUGCCCGGGCAUAGGAGAAAGAAAGGUCAGACGCUUGUACGAUACUUUCCAUGAGCCGUUCAAGCGCGCAGUUCCUAACCCUGCUGCGCCCGUUGCUGAAAAUCCUAUCGUGUCUGUAAGUGAAAGAAACGAGGAAGUUAAGGAGAAUCAAGAGACGAGCAGAGAGCAUAAGAGAGAAGAAGAGAUCAGCGUAAGAUCUGCCCUGAAGGCAGCGUUUGCCAAGUACUCCGGCACCAGGGGAAGCAAGAGGAAGGCCGCGGUGCAGGCGGAAACGGAGGAGGAUGCAGCCGACACCCGACGAGCCAACGACGGUGGUGAAGAAGGUACGAGAUGAGUCUUUUCACUCAGUUAUGAGAUGGAGUUACUAUAGAAGCUUUUCUCAAGUUAUCAUAAAUCACACCUGAAUAGAGGCUGAGGUUGUUUGUAAUCUUUGCAAGAAAGGCUAAUGUAUUCCAAAAAAAGGUAAAAAUAAUUAUUCCUUACAAAAUUGAAAUGAAUUGCAGUUAGGGCUGUAAACGAGUCGAGCUCCUUGAUCUCGAGAUGUUGAUGAUACUCAGCUCAGUAGCUGGUGAGCUCAUUAAGUGAGUUAACUUGAAAAUUCGUGAUUAUUAAUUUUGGGACAAUUUGAUCUUUUUAUAUUAUAAUUAGUAAUGAGAAUAUAUAAUAAUUCAUCAUUGAAUUUUCUC